AUGUCCCCUCGCACCGACGCGACGAUCGCACAGCCGUCGCCCGUCGUCCUCGACGACGCGCCCUGCGACUGGAAGCUCCAGCGCAAGCUCCGCCACCGCCAGCGCGACGUCAGCCGCCGCUCGGCCGGCAGCCGCACCGCCGCCGAGUCGCGCGCCAAGCACCAGGAGCACCAAAGCCGCGUCGACGUCAUGCGCCUCGAGAAGGACGCGUGGCUGCCCGUGCGUCCCAAGAGCGCGAGCCGAGCGAUCCCCGAGCAGCUGCGGCCGACGCACGCGAGUCGCUCGGGGCCGUCGGCCACGUCGUGGCCGCCCGCGACGGCGGAAGAGCUGACGGACGCUAUGGACAGCCUCACGACGGCCGCGUGCGCCUCGUCGGCGCCGUCGGUCGGCCGAACGCUCGACGCGCAUCGACACGGCGCGCGCCACAUGACGCUGUUCGAGAGCGCCCGUAUCUUUAACGCGUCGGGACGUCUGCUGAGCCACGACGCGCUGUUUGACGAGCAGACGCUGUCGUUGUCCGACACGCGACGCGACGGACCGGUGAAGCGCAAGUUCAAGCGGCGCGGCGGACGUCGCAAGCACGAGAGCGUGCGGACGCCAAUGGCAGCGGUCUUCAGUACGGACGAAGUGGUGCUGGAGCUCCUGUUUCUGCUGUAUCCGGACGUGGACGUGGCGCAGGAGCUGAACCGACUGCUGCUGGGCGGGGCGCAGCACGAAGACGUGUUCCGCUUCGACGACGACGACGACGAUCUGGUCGAUGGGGCUCUUGUGACCAGCAGCGGCCACAAGGGCGGCGUGCUGGCCACUGACCUCCUGACAACGCAAGCGGCGCUCACGAGUAUGCUCUUUGGCCCGCACGAGGCCACACGGGCACUGCCCCCGCGGGGCACUGCUGUCCAGAAGCUGCAAGAGCUGUACUUGACGCCACAAUGGAUCGCCCGCGCUAUGCUGGCGACCGUGCAGCUCAAUGUCCUCGCGCAGUACAACCAGUUUGCAGUGCUGCGCGCGAUCUUCUGCGCGAUCCCAUCGCUGCGGUCGUGCGUCUUGGCAGCAGCAGUGUCGGCGUCGCUUGCGAUCUUCCAGCACCAGAGCGCACUCGAAGCUGUCGUGUUUACGCACGCGGCGCGCAAGGACCUGGUCACGGCCAAGGGCAUGCUCGCCUUUCUGAAAGCUGCAAUGGACGUCGUCGAGCGCGACGCACGCGACCACGCGGACGUGUUUGGCAGCAAUGACGACCAGAUUCGCCGCACGAUCGCAGGGCUCUGCAGUCAGAUCAUGCGAGCGAUCCAACUCCUCGUGAGGAGCUCGCACGGAGGCAUUGACAACGAGGACCGUAGCCACAACCGACUCGAGAAGUACGUGGCAUCGAGUGACUCGGCCGAAGCGACGACGUACCGCGCCAUGGGCGAGUUGGUGAGUCAAGUGGCGGCCUUCUCCCCGAUGCACGGCGAAGAGUUUGUUUGCUGGAUGGUUCACAAGUGGCCCCGGCGCAACGUGCAGCUGCAGCUGUUCUUUGUGCGGUUCACGGGCAGUCUACUGCUGCAGUUUAUGCACCUCGGGCUCCACGUUGCGGCCGCAGUCGUGCGUCGCGCCUUCACGUGCCUCCAGGUCGGCAUCCAGUCGACGCACUUUUUGGUGGCCCAAGAAGCGUGCGGCGUGUGCGGGAACUUGCAGCUCAUGAGUCUGUACCUCUCGCGUGACCAGAUGCUGCGGGAGAAGAUCGCGUCGGCGUUGCACGCGAAUGCCGUCUCGCACUGGAACCAGCGCAUUCGAGAGGUCUCGGACGAGUGCUUCGAUAGGUUACUGGACUUGGCGUGA
Molecule: messenger RNA, 1818 nt
Organism: Hyaloperonospora brassicae
Lineage: Eukaryota; Oomycota; Peronosporomycetes; Peronosporales; Peronosporaceae
Source: the annotation of a GenBank genome assembly